Messenger RNA from Asterias rubens (European starfish), 880 nucleotides. RefSeq names its product 40S ribosomal protein S10-like. Bases 107 to 592 code for a protein of 161 amino acids. Gene Ontology annotation, cellular component: cytosolic small ribosomal subunit. The transcript is spliced from 6 exons. The record is from RefSeq and is a predicted model, not a curated record. NCBI's taxonomy places the organism in Eukaryota, Metazoa, Echinodermata, Asteroidea, Forcipulatida, Asteriidae. Gene Ontology annotation, molecular function: structural constituent of ribosome; RNA binding.
UGUCGUAUGCGGUAACAAAUCAUGCAUUUGCCUGUGGCAGGUGAACCAAUGAAUUGUUAAUGAACGGCCUUUUGCAUUGGAAGGCGAUCGCCGUACCGAACCGAAAAUGUUGAUGCCCAAGAAGAGCCGCAUCGCUAUCUAUGAAAACCUCUUCAAGGAGGGGGUUAUGGUAGCCAAGAAGGAUUGGAAUCUACCAAAACACCCAGACUUGGAAGUCAGCAACCUCUUCGUUAUCAAUGCCUUGAAAUCGCUGAGGUCCCGCGGCUACGUGAAGGAGCAGUUCGCCUGGCGUCACUAUUACUGGUACUUGACCAAUGAAGGUAUCCAGUACCUGAGAGAUUAUCUUCAUCUCCCCCCAGAGAUUGUUCCCUCCACCCUCAAGAGACAGGCCCGCCCUGAGACUGCAAGACCAAGACCCAAAGCCAUGGAGCAAAGAGGACCACAGACCGGUGGUGAUGCUCAGCGUGAUACCUACAGACGAGGACCACCUGGAGCAGGUGGCCCAGACAAGAAGGGAGAUGUUGGUGCUGGAACAACACAGAGCUUUGAGUUUAGAGGAGGGUUCGGGCGAGGUCAAUCACAGCAACAAUAGAAAACCAACGAGCAUCAAAUGUCGUAAGAAUGAUCUCCAUCUGGCAUCCGCCAUCUUUGUUUUCAUACACACCUCGCAAUGAGACUUUAAAAUGAGGCGCCGUUAACUGAAGUAGACUGGUGCCUGCUGUUGAAGGGUACACACUCCAUAAUGGUUCUUCGUGGAGCUACACACAAGAUGGCAGCAGCUUUCGUGCGUACCAAACAACAGAAAUGGGAUUUUAAAUAUGUGAAGUUAUAACAAAUAAAUAAAAAGGGUAUUCAUUUACCUAGAAGUGGAAAAAAGAAA